AUGUCGCGUCCGCCCAGCAAUUAUCCUUCUCGCAGCGGCACACCACGUUUAAGAGACGUUGUUCACGAAGUCAUGAAGAACUUUAGGCACGAGAAAGAGUCGGAGGCUCACCAGAUCUUCCGUCAGACCGCCGGUCACCAGCCCAAGGGUAUCCUCCCCCAGACAAUCAACCCCGAUGAAGAGACCGUGCCAGGCAUCGAACACCCCGGCUCCACCGGUGUCAUCUACUGCUCCGACCGCGCUAUGGCCAACGGCUUCAGCUACGCCAAAUCGCACGAGUGGGCCAACCUCGGCCAGGGCGCGCCCGAGGUGGGCCCCAUCCCCGGCGCCCCGGAGCGCCCGAGCUCGAUUGAGAUGCCCUUGGAAUCGCUCGAGUACGCCCCCACCACGGGUGUCAAGGAGCUCCGCGAUGCGGUCGCGAACCUGUACAACCACACCUAUCGCCAGGGCAAGGACAGCCAGUACACAUACGAGAACGUGUGCAUCGUUCCCGGUGGUCGCGCUGGUCUCUCGCGUGUCGCUGCCGUUAUUGGCGAUGUCUAUACCUCGUAUCAGAUCCCGGAUUACACCGCCUACGAUCAGGUUCUGAGUGCUUUCAAGCGCCUCGUGCCCGUGCCCACCGCACUGGACCCCAAGGCCAAGUACAAGCUUGACAUCGAGCAAACCAAGAGGGACAUCCACACCCAGGGUCUCGCCGUUAUUCUCGCAUCCAACCCUCGGAAUCCCACCGGCCAGGUUAUCAAGGGCAAGGAUCUGAAGGACCUCGUCGCCCUCUCCCGCGAGAGUACGACGGUCAUCCUUGAUGAGUUCUAUUCUUGGUACAUCUACCCCGAGAACGAACAGGACUUUGGCCAGUCUGUCUCCUCGGCGGAGUACGUCGACGAUGUUAAUGCUGACUCGGUCGUCAUCAUCGAUGGUCUCACCAAGAACUGGCGUCUGCCGGGUUGGCGUAUCUGCUGGGUCAUCGGCCCCAAGAACCUGAUCACUGCGCUCUCGCAGUCUGGUUCGUUCUUGGAUGGCGGUGCUAACCACCCCAUGCAGCUAGCUGCUAUCCCUAUGCUUCAUCCCGACCACGUUGCCAAGGAAAAGCUCGCGCUCCAGAAGCACUUCAAGGCCAAGCGCGACCACGUCCUCAAGCGGCUGCACGAUCUCCACCUCGACGUCGACGUCCCGCCCGACAGCACGUUCUACAUCUGGCUCAACCUCGAGAAGCUUCCGCCCCCGCUCAACAACGGCCUGACCUUCUUCGAGGAGCUGCUCAAGGAGCAGACGAUCGUCAUCCCCGGUAUCUUCUUCGACAUCAAUCCGUCGCACCGCCGCAACCUGUUCAGCUCCCCCUGUCACCACUUUGUCCGCCUGUCCUUUGGCCCUCCUCUGGAGGACCUUGACAAGGGUCUCGAUGCGAUGGCAAAUGUCCUUGCCAAGGCUAAGUCCGGCACGAAGAAGAUGGGCCACAGCUACAGGAAGUCGCUCGAGAUCCACCCUCAUGAUCACAUCUAG
Molecule: messenger RNA, 1500 nt
Organism: Coniophora puteana RWD-64-598 SS2
Lineage: Eukaryota; Fungi; Basidiomycota; Agaricomycetes; Boletales; Coniophoraceae
Product: aminotransferase
Exons: 16
Coding region: 1-1500 (499 amino acids)
Biological process (GO): biosynthetic process; amino acid metabolic process
Molecular function (GO): pyridoxal phosphate binding; transaminase activity
Source: RefSeq, a predicted model, not a curated record